CAAAAUUAUAAAACACUGAAACAAAAGUGAUGAUACACUCUGUCCUCUCAUCACAUCUCAUCUCCUCUCAUCUCGUCUCCUCCACUUAUCCAUCCAGCAGCAGCCCUCAAUUCGCCAUGGCCGGAGUUCUAGAAACCCUAAUCAUUCCACGCGUCUCCUCCGCUCCCCCAUCCGCCUCCGUCCGGAUCUCAGAAUUCAGGGGUCUCAAGAUGCUACCAACUCGGUCGUCGGCUAAGCUCAGCACAACCCGCUCACCUUCUCGAGGUUCCACUAGAAUCGUUUGCGAGGCACAGGACACUGCUGUUGGAGUGGCUGCUGUUACUGAUCCUGACUGGCAAUCUCUUGUGCUCAAAUCUGAUUUGCCUGUUCUGGUCGAAUUCUGGGCACCGUGGUGUGGGCCAUGUCGCAUGAUCCACCCUGUCAUCGAUAAACUGGCUAAAGAAUAUGCUGGCAAGCUCAAAUGCUUCAAGGUUAACACCGAUGAUUGCUCUACGAUCGCAACCCAGUAUGGGAUCCGGAGUAUUCCUACUGUCAUAAUCUUCAAGAACGGGGAGAAGAAAGAAGCAGUCAUCGGUGCUGUUCCAGAAUCUACACUCACAACUUGCAUAGAAAAAUACUUGUAGAACUGUAAGUGCACAUGUAUCUUCUCAGAAUCCCUUGUAUUAUGUUGGCUUUUUGAAAUCUCAUUGAUUCUUAUAUUUGAGAAGUAACAUUGAAAUGAUAUGAGGGCAAUGUUAAAAAGUAAGAGGAACUGGUAGAGUGGCUCAUUCCAUUGCCCAAAAUCUAUUGCAGAAACUAUUAAGCAUA
Messenger RNA from Salvia splendens (bonfire salvia), 807 nucleotides. RefSeq names its product thioredoxin. Gene Ontology annotation, molecular function: protein-disulfide reductase activity. Gene Ontology annotation, cellular component: cytoplasm. The transcript is spliced from 2 exons. Bases 30 to 623 code for a protein of 197 amino acids. NCBI's taxonomy places the organism in Eukaryota, Viridiplantae, Streptophyta, Magnoliopsida, Lamiales, Lamiaceae. The record is from RefSeq and is a predicted model, not a curated record.